Messenger RNA from Trichobilharzia szidati, 2063 nucleotides. The record is from the annotation of a GenBank genome assembly. NCBI's taxonomy places the organism in Eukaryota, Metazoa, Platyhelminthes, Trematoda, Strigeidida, Schistosomatidae.
GUUUCUAUAAUUAUGGUGGCUACGUUUUCUUAUAUAAUCCAUAUUGUGUAAAGAAAGAGGAUAACAGUAAAAUAAUUUUGUUCUUUUUGUUGUUGCUGUUGUCCAUGGAAUUUGAGAAGGCAAAAGUUGUUGUAGGCGGUGAUUCUGGAGUUGGUAAAACAGCCCUAGUUCAUUUAAUUUGCAAUCAACAACCUCUUCUAAAUCCAUCUUAUACAAUUGGUUGUAGUGUGGAUAUUAAAGUUCAUCUGUGUAAAUCGGAUCCAACAAAAGAACGUCCAUACUUUAUUGAAUUAUGGGAUAUUGGCGGGUCGAAUGGACAUGCUAAUACUCGAUCAAUAUUUUAUCAAAACUUACACGGAUUAAUAUUAGUCUAUGAUUGUACAAAUAGUAAAUCACAAGCAAAUUUAAGAAAAUGGCUAUGUGAUGUAUUGGAAAAACAAAUUAUGAAAAAAUCAGAAUCAGCUGAUUUGGGAGGAGUCAGCAGUGGAGGAGGAGCAACAACAACAAAAUCAACCGCAACAACAGCUGGAAGGAGUGUUGGUGGUACCGCUUUCUUAGUCAGCAGCAGCAGUAAUGGUGUAAAAGUCAACAUGACCACUAGUCAAAUGGCGAGUUUACUGCCUAUUCGUAGCACAGAGAACAAUAUAGUCAAUCGUUUCUUUUCACCAAUUGAAUCGCUAACAAAUAAUAAUAAUAACAAUAAUAUCAAUGAUACAAGAGAUCAAAUCUAUCCACCGGUCUUAGUAAUCGGUACAAAACUCGAUCUCCUUGGUCGACGUUGUCUACGAUCAUUGCGUAGAGUUACUUCACGUUUUGAUGAAACAACCGCAACGCCUUCGUGCAUGUUGUCAUCAAGCUAUCAGCAUCAUCAUCGUAAUGAAGGCGUGUCGCCUGAUAAUAACUACUCUUAUCCAAGUAUUAUGAUGACGCCUAAAUCGCGUAUCUCAUCUGUACAGUUUUUUGAAGAUACACCACAAUCAUCGUCAUCAUCAGCUUCGGUAGCCUCAUGGAAUUCAACAUAUCAACAUCAAAAUAUCUAUCAGAAUAAUAGUCAUCAUCAACUGACUACAGCAUCGGUGCCAAUUCCAGGCUUUCAACAUCAGCCACAAAGUCAGAGUGUUUAUGUAGAUUUAAGUGAUAGUCGUUUAUCGUCAAGUGUAUUAUCAUCAAAUAGUGGUUGUAAUAAUAAAGUAUGGAAUUUUGCUGCGGAACAAGGUUUUUCAGAAAUUCUACUGAACUGUAAUUCAGUCGCGAGUGUAAGUCCUGGUAGUCCACAGGAUGCUGUGCUGGAUCGAUUUUUCAACGAAGUGAUCAGCUAUAAAAAAAUGUUGUCAAUGUCAAUGAACUGUAAACCGAAAGUGAUUUCAGUUUACUAAAUCUUACUGACUUCCUUUAUAAAUUUGAUACUGGUCAAGGGUUUAUUUAACAUCUGGAGUAUUCAGUAAAGUAAAAGUUGUAGUGCAUAAUUCCUAGACUUGUUGUAUUCAUUGGUAUUGCCAGGAUACCACUUACUCAUUUUAUGCACCCAAAAUAUACAAAUCUCGCUUUAUUGAGGGAACACUAUAUUGCCUGCAAAAGUAGUGCGUCAGUUAAUGAGUUUCAUAAAUUCUACAGAAUUUUUUCUAUUCAGUGAUUACUGUUUGCGAAUUAACCCAGAAAACACAUUUCCUAUUGGGAUGUAACACAAGGCUGAAUUCUUAAACUGUCAUCCUUAUAUCGUUUCAAUCCAAUCACACGUGUAUCAGUAGGAUAGUCUAUAGACUAUCCUGAUGCUGGAAAAUAUGAAAAGAAUACCGGUGUUUGAUUAUAGGUGUCUGUGUUCUAUCUCAUGAGUAAAGCAGUAUAAUAUGGCGAUUGCUAUUGACGCUACGCAUACAUUUUUAUGUGGGUAGGGUUAGUCUUCAAGGUAGGGAAGCUGAAUAGGUUGAGAUGGCUAUGACACGUGAUGGCAUACCAAGCCGUCGCUAUCCUCGAGGGAUAAUGUUAGCCAGCACAUGUUAAGGUUCCAAAUGUGGUUGGUUCGGUCAAAUGAAAAGCUGGUAUUGGUUCAUAAAAUCGUUGAC